CGGACAAGCUCUCCUGUUGCAAACCAGCAGUCUAUCGUGAAGAACGACACAGUCACCACUGUCCACCUCUUCCUUCACUGUGUCACAGUCACCAUUGUAGACGAGUCAAAACCUUGUCGUGUUGUCCAGGAGUUGGUCUCGAGUCUCGACCAUCCGGCAACCAACUCACCGAGAGCCCGAGACCACUUUCUUCAAGUUCCGGGUAGUCCGAAGGAGUCGACGGACGGAAGGAAGGGAGGGAGAAAGAGUUGGACAGCGUAGGGCCCGUCGAGUAGAUCGUGAUGUGCCAUCACCCCAUUAAAACAGCGCUUGCGAAUGACGGAUUCCGUGCAGUGUGACAGCGGGACGCCUUUCUCAAGCUUGCUCCAAGCUUCAUAGAGGUAAGGGGAGUGUGAACUUUGCAGCAAAACUUGCCAUCUCAGAUGGCCGACUUUCCAAAUAUUUACCCAUCCCUCGCGAUUCCUAAAUAGUUCGUUGCUGAUGAGAACGGCCCCUCCCUCUUUCCAGUGGUCUUGUUCCUCUCGCUCUGUUCAGCUUCUGCUUCUACUACUCCACAUCCUCUACACGUUCACGCCAACUUCUAAACGAAUCUUUUUCUGCCUCUUCUGUUCUCAGCUUCCUCUCUCUUUCCCGUCUCUGAAGUCUCUCUGAAUUUAGCGUCCUCUGCGCGGCUUCCCCUUUGUCAACCGGGAGGGUUGAGCGCGAAUUGGUGCCGCUUCCUCCUGAAAGUGUUCGUCAGAAACAACCGUGUUUAAUUUUCCUCAGGAUGGGUCGUAAAUUCUGCUGCAAAUCUGGCGCCUAUUCCUGGUUCAUCUCCUGCAAUGGUGCCUAGAUUGAACGACGAACUUCAGUCAUAACUUUCGCUUGGCCGUGAUAGCAGCCUUCUUUUCAGAAUUUGCAGCUUCGUAUCGGAAUCGCAUGAUGUGCUGGUGGACGGUGGCGAGCCAGCAAGGGAGAUGACUCUACUCAAACUGAUUGCAUGUACUCUCCUGACAGUCCUGUUACUAGUAAGUUUCAGCGAUUGUGCUGACAUAUGCUCGUGGGAGACUUCUUCUAAUUCAAAAAGCUACAGUUUCAAUCUCAUCACCUCUGUCGGGCAUAAUCAUGGAUUACGAAGCGAGGACGGAUUUUACAAGAUUUCGGAGAAGGAAGCAGAUGGGAGUGUGACAAUAUUUUGGUUUCAGCCUUGCGAGCAUAUGAAGUUUAAUUACGAUGCACCAAUGUGCGACAACUGUGAGUCUUGCGGGGGCCCGUUGCACUGUGGAGAAACUUGUUCAGCCCUUUUAUCGACGUCGACUGGUGGAUUUCCUACUUGUACCACUCUUGGAUUUGCAUCCAAUCAGUCCUACUCUUUGAUAAAUCCCGAUAAACCCGAAGUUGGUGUGACUGUAAGGAUGAUUGCAGUUUCAACCAAGAAAAGCUGUUCUCUUUCCAUAGCUGUUUACUGCAGCUUAAAGAAUGAAGAGUUACCCUCAGUCAUUACCAAGGAUGCACCAGGAAAAUGCGACUAUACGACGAGCAUCCAUCAUUCGGCUGGCUGCCCAAUCGUGACAUCUGUGAAGGGAGGCGGUAUGGGUUGGUUUGGCACUUUGUUGAUAGUGCUACUUUGUGGACUGAUAGUCUAUUUUGCUGUUGGGAUUGCGUACCGAAUGACAGUCCUUGGUGUAAGUGGUUUGGAGGCCUUUCCCCAUCUGGACUUCUGGAAAGCUCUUCCUCACAAUAUUCAGUUGGGUUUUGAGGCCGUACAGUCUUUCGUAACGACUUGCUAUCGUCGAUUUACGGAGCCUACAUACACGCGUCAAUGAGUAAGCACUGCAACAGGAAAUGCCGUGGUCUCUGCAUAGCUUGUUCUACUUUCCUUGCUUCAAAAUUCUCGGACACUGUCACCAUUUUGUUAAAAUGGCUUCCAAUCUGCAAGGUUCCUCAUUCAGAAGCCUACGAAGUGAAAGUGUUGAAUGUUUGUUCUCAAUAUACACAGUCGUGCCGUUCAAAGGCAUGUUUCAGGCCACGUUUGUGAUGACAGGGCUCUUUCCUGAUUUCCCUGGUUGCCUUGACGUGCUCAUCAACUUUUUUUCAAGGCCGUUUUCAAGAAAUAUUCAUUGUCACUUCGAUCGAAGAGUUUCAAUGUAACGAAACUUCGAACCCCAUCUCAUUUCAUAAAUACAAAACUUACUCCUUAUCUCUUUAAGGUUGACCGUCUGCUUUGAAGAUGCAUUUUCUUCUUAGCAAGGCUUUUGGUCAAAUUCAAGGAGAAAUCACUGAAACAUGUUGAAAAGGGUUGCCCAGAAAUAAGUUCUUCCGUCUUUUAUCAAAAUGUGCCUAGUACGUUGAGAGUUGCUCACAAUUUCAAUCUCACUUA
Molecule: messenger RNA, 2359 nt
Organism: Marchantia polymorpha subsp. ruderalis
Lineage: Eukaryota; Viridiplantae; Streptophyta; Marchantiopsida; Marchantiales; Marchantiaceae
Source: the annotation of a GenBank genome assembly